Messenger RNA from Closterium sp. NIES-67, 1368 nucleotides. The record is from the annotation of a GenBank genome assembly. Lineage: Eukaryota; Viridiplantae; Streptophyta; Zygnematophyceae; Desmidiales; Closteriaceae.
AGGAGCUGACUCUGCUGUGGGAGAAGUCUCGCCAGAGGAACAUAGACAUGGAGAAAAAACACAAGCUGGUGACCUCAAUGAUUGCUAAGAUGAAGGGCAAGAUGUUGGAAAUGGCGCGGUCGCACACGGUGUCACGGGUGCUGCAGAUGUGUGUUAAGCACGGCAGGAAGGACGAGAGGAGAUGGUGUUCGCUGAGUUGAGGCCGCACUGCAGGGAGCUGGCCAUUCACCCGUAUGCCCACCACUUAGUCAACCGGAUGAUGGACCAUGUCGUGGAGCACGCCUACCAGCUCUCCACACCUCCCCAGCGCUCAGCUCUAGCGUCCGAGUUCUUCUCCCCCGAGUUCCGCCUCUUCCCCUCGCUCGCCCUCCCGGGCUCCGGCCACCUCUCUGACCUGCUGGCGGAUCUCCCCACGGGCACCACCCGGCAGUCCGUGCUGCAGCACCUGGAAGCUUCCCUGCAGCCGAUACUGGAGAAGGGGAUCGUGGACCACUCGCUGUUCCACAGAGUGCUGGCGGACUACCUUCAAGUCAUCUCCAAGAGGGAGGUGGCGGAGGUCCGGCAGCAUCUGAUGGGCGCUCUGCUGCUGCGCAUGGUGCACACGAGGGAUGGGGUCAGGAUCGCCAACACCAUGGUUGCCCAGGCGACUCCUAAGGAGGUGCGGCGGGUGGUGAAGGCGCUGAAGGGAGUGGUGGCGCGCGUGGCGUGUGACGACCACGGCCACCUGCUGCUGCUGCAGAUGCUCGAGUCCGCCUCUUCCGGUCCUUUGACCCGGUUCGUGGUCAAGGAGCUCAUUAAAGACCUCUUCGAGGUCAUGCAGGAGCGGAUCGGCCGCCGGUUCCUGCUGCAGCUGCUCGCCCCCUCCUCCCACCGCUACCUGCCACCCGAUGCCGCCCAGGCUGUUGUGGUGGGCGGCAGAGUGGAGGAGGAGGGGGAGGAAGAGGAGGAGGAGGGGCAGGAGGAGGAAGGAGGGGAUGAUGAUGGAGAGGAGGGGGAGGAAGAGGAGGGAAAGGAGCAAGGGGGGCGAUGGAAGAAGGGGAGGGUGAAGAGGAGGAGGAGGAAGGUCAGGGAGGUGAGGAGAUGGAAGAGGAUGAGGAGGAGGAGGAGGAGGGAGGAGAGGGGGAGGCGGAGGAGGGUGAAGAGGGAGAGGAGGGAAAGGAAGGGGAUGAGGGAGAAGAGGGAGAAGAGGGGGAGGAGGGGAGGAGGGGGAGGAAGGGGAGGAGGAGGAAGAGGCGGGGGAGGGAGAGGAAGGAGGUGCCACAGCUACGAAGUUCAGCAAGAGGAAGGGGAAGGCAGACGGCAAGAAGAGAAAGGCUGCUGCCGCUGCAGCAGCAGCAGAUGAUGAUGAUAGUGAUGAGGAGGAGGAGG